This is a messenger RNA of Xyrichtys novacula (pearly razorfish), 20218 nucleotides long. The record is from the annotation of a GenBank genome assembly. Lineage: Eukaryota; Metazoa; Chordata; Actinopteri; Labriformes; Labridae.
GGAGCACAAACAGCACAUGCUCAGCUGAAAUGAUGCACAGAGGAGGCAGAUGGAUGGAUCACAGAAUGUGUGCAGGGAGCUCCUACGCCUUAUGGAUGGAUCAGUAUCUAAUGGGCAGCAGGUAGCCCCCCCACCCUGCCUCCCCAUGAGAAAAAAAAGAGGCUACAACCACAGUGGAGGAAGAGUGGGCGGAUAUAGGACCGCAGCCAUGUCCUUUUGAUGGGAACAGGAUUCGCAGGUUAGCAAUUACACUAAAAUAAAAUAGACCUUCUACUUCAAACCGCAAGCCUUUUGGGUUGGUUGGCGCUGCGAGGGGGAGCGUGUGAUUCAUGCAGGAAUCGAGGCGCAAAGACACCAUGUGAGGUUAAAAAAAGAAGACAAAAGAGCUGGAAAACAACAAAACAACAUGAGGACAGGAAUCACAUUGAGCUAUGAGCAGUCCCUCUGAAACAAAGGGAACGCCUGUGGAGAAAAAAAUGGUAAAAGUGACAUUUUUGAGGAAGUGAAACAAGUAAACACAGAUAGGUAAACCUAAAGCCACGGUUAUUUCAAUACUUCAAUACUGUGUACCAUCUUUGUUUGAUCAUUGUUGCCAGCUACGCAUUGUACAAAGCUGGAUUUCUCUUAAUCCGAUGAGGUUAAUCAUAGUUAAAAAUAAAAACACUGACAAGAAACUGCCAUUCAUUCCCUCCCUGAGCUUUCCUUGAAGAGAAAACUUCUCAUUUCUAAGAGUUGCGCACCUGAUGAAACACCUGUAACUUCAGUAGUUGUGUCCUCAAAACACAAACUAUAACAAAACCCUGAAACUGUAAACUAGUUAAGCCUCGAGCUAAUGCCAUCACCCUCAGAGGAAAUAUGAAUCUUAUUAGCAUUUCCAUCAGACUGCCGGCUGUUUGGGUCUCACAGCUUUGAGCAACACAUGCAAAAGUCUGUGUUUACACUCAAGCAGCCUUCUCUAAACAGUGAACAAACAACAGCACGUUAGAUUCAACUCCUUCACUCUGAGAACAACUCUAAAGGCAAAAGUAGCUCAUGAAAACAUAUGGUACCAGAUGAAGUAAAUAAAAAAAUGGACUUACUCCAGAGUCAGAGAGGGGAUCUUCAGUUUAUCUCGCCGAGACUUCAUAGUUGCUGAGCUCCGAGCUGGGGCUUCAUGUACUCGGUCUCAGAUCCGACUCGCAGCCACUCAUUGCAGCGGUUGGGGGACUAAAAAUAACCCGGUUCAGAGAGUAUCGUUUACCGGUGGCUUCAGCAAAUUCCGCGGAGGUGUUUCUGUUUUUUUUCCGCUCGGAUAGGUGUGUUCAAGAUUGGUUGUCUCUAAAAGAACACGAUGCGCCGUGACGGUUGUUGCGCGUUUCACUUCCCCGUCCGUCUCCGAGGCGCACCGGAGAGCGAGUGAGUGCCACAGAACGAAGGGAGCGACGGGUCACCGAUAACCUCCAUGUGACUAGUGGGGAAGGAGGGAGGGAGGAAGAGAGGGAGAGGGAGGAAAGGGGAGCGCCUAUUGAAGGGGGGGCUAAAUCAAUUUGGGUGGUAGGUGACAGUCAACAGAGGAGUAUGACCAAGGAUGGAGGGACAAUUUGGACUAAAUAAAUCAUGACAGUCUCUCUAAAAUGAAGGAAACACAUGUUGAAUUAAAAAAAGGUGUUUAUUCUUAUAUGUCCUGUUUUCAGAGAUGUGCAAAACCACAACAAGACUCUAAAAGAAAGUUUGCACCAUGAGGCUAUUGUUUGAGGACAGUCUGCGCCACAUUGACUGCUCGUCUGUGCGUGAAAUAAAACCAAGCCGCUGGUCGUGAUGAGCAUGGGGAAUACCUCUAAACCGUGACAGCUGCCGCACAGGAGCCGUUUCUCACUCUCUCUGCAGCGCGUUGUGUGUGUGUGUGUGUGUGUGUGUUCUGCUUGCCUUCAUUUUGUGUCUGCGAUGGGAAGCCUCUAAUUGCACAGAGAAAGUCGAUUUCCCCAAGAGGAGGUGUGUUUGUGCGUUAGUGUAUAGCUCGCGUGUGCAGCCACCGUGCACGCGUGGAGCUAAAUCACAUUACGGUGCAUCUGUUUUUUUUUUUUGGUCGAGGCUCCUUGGGUCUGUCAGUGCGCGCACGUGCGGAUAUGAGGUUUACACGUUUUCUCUGUGCGCUUCAAAGUAGUUUUCCCCCCAGUCUGUGUGUGUGUGUGUGCGUGAGAGUGUGUCUAUAUGCGACUGCGUGAGUGUGUGUAUAUGUAUAUAAAAUGGGUGUGUGUUGGAGAGUCAAUUCUUUUGUACUGAUUGGGCAAGUGGGUGUGUCCGAGUUUGUGAUGUCCAGUAAUUGCAUAUCCACUCUCGAAAGUCAAUUUGUGAGCAUCUAAUUAACGGAUAGUGUGUGUGAGAGUGUGUGUUAUUCUGACUUGUUGCACCUAAUCUCAGUUUCUAUGGAAUUCCUGCAUCUCCAACGGCAACAGGCGACAGCAAUGACACCACCAGUGUCUUCUUGGUUGCUAGGGAGCAGUGAUAGUUUCCUGGUUGCUAGGGCAUGGACUUGAUAGGAACACAGCAGUGGUGGUCAAUAGAGAUUUAGGGUGGUAUUCUUAAGGCAGGACUCAAAAGUGAUCAAUCAGUACACACAAAAAUAACUGGAAUUACUUACUUUUAUGGGCCACUUGGGGGCAGCAUGUUGCUUUACAGACAUCCAGCAGUAAUGGGGUAACAUUAAAGUUGUAUGGAAGUAAAUCUGUGCCAUCUGAUUUUGAAUUUGAAUUUCUACAGCAGAUUUUUUUUUGCAUCAAAAUCAGACUUUGAAUUUCAAAACCACUGAAUUUCAAGCACGCAUUUUUAUUUCUGACACUUAUUUUUUUCAAAACGAUUAAAUAAAUUCAUUUAAAAAAAGUCUCAAAAAUAUUCAUUUAGUAAAAAUUGGACUAAAAAAAAGUGUAAAAAAUUUUGACAAAAAAAACAAAAAAACAGUGUCAAAUAAUUCAGUGUAAAAAAAUCAGUGUGAAAGAGACAGACUCAACAUCUCAGUAACCAGGGAAAACCAAUCGAUUCCUGGCUCAAUCAUCCCAUCAAUUAAUGCAAGAUUGGUCAAGUGGCACCGACCCUAGUGGAAGAUUGAAUCCAAUCGAUUGCUUCUCUCUGGUCACCCAGAUGCUAAGUCGGUCUCUUUUACACUGGUUUUGUUUUUUUUUUGACACUGAAUUAUUUGGCACUGCCACAACUGUGUCUGGACUCAAAUAUCACUGAGAACAUUUUCUCCAACGGUGUAGAGCAGACAGGUUUAGGUUUUUAGAUGGUUUGCAUACUGUGGGUUAAAGUGGGACUGACUACCCAGGGCCCCAAGGAAAUUGGUUCUGAAAUAAACACUAAGUUUUUGUUCAAACAUUUUUAUUUUCAAUGAUAGUAGGCCCUAUUCAAAAGUAUCUGUGUAAAUGGUAUCAAAAUAAUAAUAAUAAAUUUUAUUUAUAACGCGCUUCAACAGGUGCUCAGAUGCUUUACAAAGAAAAAAUAAAUAAAUACAGAAAAUUUUGAGAAAUAAAACCAACAACGUAAAAUGUUAAAAAAGACACAAUAUGAAAAGACAAUAAAAGAACAGUUCACAGGUUAAAAGCCAAUUUAAAAAGGUGUGUUUUUAGGAGUGAUUUGAAAGAAUGGGGGUCUGUACAGUCUCAGAUGGGAGAUGGGUUUCGGGAGUGAGUUCAAGAGGGUGGGGGUGGCAGCGGAGAAGGCUCUGUGUCCCCCCCCCCCCCAAGUUCUGUGCUUGAUCCGAGGGGGUAGGGCAGGGAGAUUUCCCUCUGAGAAUCGGAAGGGUGUAGUGGUGGAGCAGGUUUGUGAGGUAGGUGGGGGCCAGGUUGUUAAGUGAUUUAUGGGUGAGUAAGAGGAUUUUGAAUUGUAUGCGAUGUGAGAUGGGGAGCCAGUGCAUUUUUUGGAGGACAGGGGUGAUGUGUUCUCAGGAGUUGGUUUCAGGUGAGCAGGCGGGCAGCAGAAUUCUGAAUGUAUUGGAGUUUAUUGAGGACUUUGGAUGACGAGCCGUAUAGAAUGCUGUUGCGGUAAUCUAGUCUGGAUGUUAUGAAAGCAAGGAUCAGGGUUUCAGCAAAGAGAGGAGACAUACAGAAGGCCACAAAUUGGGUUCACUAUCACUUAUCUGAACCUGAUUUCUAAACUGAAAAGUGCACUAAGCACAGCCUGUGGAGUAAUUUUGAACAUCACCUUUUUCUAAACCGAUAAACUGCAGUGAAAAUCAUCUGAGGGCUCAAAGAUGUCUCACACUUCUCCUUUGAAAAGAAAGUACAGUUCUGCAGAUGAGAUCUUACACAGUAGUCAAAUGUCCCAUGGGCAAUACCAUCUGUCUCAUGCAUGAUGCUGCUUAAUCACAGAGGAAAUCACUGAAAAAAGUGACAUCUUUUAGCCUCUGCAUCUAAACCUACUAAAGAGAGGUGUUUGUGUGGUGUUGUCUGGUAGUAAAGGAGCGGCAGGUGGUGAUGGGUGGAGUGGGCCUCCCAGCCCUGAUUGCUCAGCACUUGUUUUUUCUAAGCCGCAUAUACUGUAAUAGGAGAGUAGAAAUCUCAGUUACCAUGGCAAUAUGGGCUUCCCUGCUCUUCCCUUCCCAUCAGUUAGUGAGCUUCCUCUAGUCUCUGCUAUGUGCAAUAAACCAAAGCUAAAUUAUGUUCCAACUGAUGAGCAGCAAACAGCAGUCAGUUCAGGAACUGAGGCUAAUUAUUCUGCAGUUCUCUUAACAAGAGCUGGACUGUUUUUAACUUUAACUCAUGUUAAAUUAAUAAACCCGACUUAGUGUUACAUGGGGGUCAUAAAGCAGGUUGUCAGAAUUAAGCAGUCCCUGUUGGAAAAACAAAGAGUCUCGAGGAAUAUGAAAGGUAACAUAGACACAUGUACAAGAGCAUCUUUUUGGCGAUUCAAGUCUUCACAGAGCGAGGGAAAAUAACUGUGCAUAUGUUAUAUAUUUGGAUACACCUAUUUGGUAAAAAGGUUAUUUUCAUGUGUUAGAGUAUUGUGAGUUUUUGUUGUGCAGAUUGAUUGGUUGUUUGAUACCAUUACAGCUGUGAUUAAAGGUGAGUGACAACAAAAACAUACUUAACUCUCCCUUCCUACUCCUUGAGUUACUGUGGGUGACAAAUAAUUUCAGUGAGAAAGAAAAAGUUUGUGCUGAUGAGCUGAUUUUGGAUCCCACUGGAGGGGAUGAUGUUGAUCUCAACUGUCACAGUCUUCUCAUUUUAGCAGAUGGAGGAUUACUGAAGGAAUGCUUUGUUGGGGCACAUUGGCUUUAUAGCUCCAGUAUCUAUUUGGAUCGUCAUAUGAUAUGAACCUAAUUAUCGUGACUUUUGUGUGGAAAGAUAACUGUACUGAUCCAGAAGUCUAAGCAGACAUAUACAGCCUGUAUCUGUAAUUUGCCUGUUUUAAGGUCACAUGCCGGCAAAAAUCUGUGUAACAGUGCAUACUCCCCAAAAAAGUGUUUCCACAGUGACUCAUACAAAAAAGAAAAUAGCUCACAGGUUGAGGCUCACACACAUUUGAAACUCACCCACAGAUACAGAAGGCUUCAAUAACAGAAGAGAAGAAGGGCAGGCAGAGAUGGCUGAGCACCGAAAACCCAGAGAAACGUGAGGUGAGACAUCGGUUUAGUCAGGGCUGCUUCAGAAAAAGAGGGAGAAGAGCGAGGGAUUAUAGCACUGAAUAUGACUGAUAACUCCUGCACACAUCACAUGAUUAUUGUUAUUUAAAAGAGGUUAACAGUGAAACAAACAUGGCUUAAAUAUAAGUAUUUUCCAUGAGGUUUCUUUACAGCAACGUGCAUUUGAAAAGAGGGAAAUCUUUUGAUGCACUGAUCAUCCAAAUGAUGUCUCUGUAUUAGUAUUUUUCUCUACUGCUGUUAAACUGAGUUUCAGCGAGAACAAAUGUCUCAGCUCUGAACAGAUACACACAAAUGGUAAACUGAAGAUGCUUCCCUUGAUGACAUUAUAAUGGCUCCAGCCUUCAGCAGAGGCUCAGGAAGCACAUAACCUGAGGCUUUGAUUUAUUUCUUCAUUCACUCUAUUACCGAGCCGCUGAAACAUAGUCUGUUGUGUAUUUUCUGCAAAUAUACCAGAGAGAGAGCGCCAAUGUUUAUUUUACUUGCAGCUAAAUAAAUCAAACUCAAAUGGAUGCUGUGGCGAUACAAUGAUGAGAUUAAAGUACGCAGAAUUCAGUGAUAAAGCUCAGGGAAAAUAACAGAAAGGCUGUGCUCCUAUUGUACAUUACACUGUGCAAGAGACUCACAAAGGAAGUAAUCUUGUUAAACUGUGAUGCAGGAAAUGAGAAAAUAACAUCACAGAGGAACCAAGCGUGUGUAAGUGUGAGCAAGAGUGUGUCUGUGUCUGUGUGUAUAUGUGUGUAAGAAGAAAAAAAGAGGAGUGCGUGUGCCAUCACGUGUCUGCGGCUGGGGAACUGACUUGCAUUGUUCCAUUUAGUCCACAAGAUGGCGCAGGAAUACAAAGAUCGUCACUUUAAGUGGCCUGCUGUGGAAAAUUAAGAGAGACCUUCAAGAGUCAUAUAUGUCAGGAAGCAAAUUUUUUGGUAAAUUGCUACGGUUCUCUAGUUUAUUUAAUAAUAAACCAACUUUAUCAUAAAGAUGUCAAAAACUGAAUUUCACUUUUUGUUGUGGACAUGUCAUUUUAAGACUUAAAUGCAGUAGAUUAGGCAGUUAAAUACAAGUUAGAGUAGAGCAUCAAUGGCAUCUUCUUCAAAGUGGUUCAAAUAGACAAAGCGCAAUGUUGUUAAAAAACCUGAAGAAAAGGGCAACUAAUAUUUAUGCAUCAAAAUGUUAAGUUCUUGUUAAUGGUUAUAAAUUUAAAAGGUUACACAACAGAGAGAUAUCAAUCUCCUUCAAGUCUUACAAAACUCAAAAGAACAGAUUCGCUCUAUAAUCCAUAUAUGACCAAGCACCGACGACUGACGGUAUCCCAUAGUGCAGCUCAGUUUUGUGGUAUUUUGACCAAGAAGACUGAGAUAAAGCUGUAUGUCAGUGUAAUAUAAAGAAUUAUAUAACAAGCCCCAAAGCAUAUAAAUGAUCAUGUGCAGGAAGGACCAAAGGCUGGUACUAUCUCUGCUGAAAUCAGCAACGCUCAGCGGAUUAAUUUGACAGAGUUCACCAGCAGAAUUUGUGAUGUUUCAUCAAGUUAGAUCAUUUUUGCUCACAUUUCCCUUUUCUGAGUUUUCCCUUACCUCAGACUACUGCAGUAGUCAGAACUGAAAUUUCUAUUUUAAUGGCUUGUUAAGAUCUCUGUAACUUUCAGACUGCAGUCUCUUUAUUCAUGAUUGUGAAAAACUCUGUAUUUCCUUUUUUCCACUCGUGAAAAAGAAAAUCAAAGCAGAGAUAUCCAAAUAUACAUAUUUCACUAGCAGCAACAUUUCUUUUAAGUCUGCAAAUCUAAGCCGACUACAUCAACCACAGAAACCAACAUCCCACCAAUGAAAUCCCCUCAUAGUGUAGGCUCAUUGUGUUGACAUUCAGUCAUCAAAUAUUACCUCAAAGCCCCCAACUUCCCUUGCUGUGGUUAAAGUGUUGACUGAGUAUUUGUGUGAGAAUGUGUGGAUCAGCUUCUGUUGUCAAUGUGAACUUGGAAAUAAUAACUUAGUCCAUGUGAAGGAAUAUUCAUUUAAAAUUUUACAAAACAAUUCUUUAUACCAAAAAAUGUAAGCCCCUGUAAGCAGUGUGACAUACAAGAGACAACAGUGUACUUGAUGAAAAAAUGGCCUAGUGUCUGAGUCUGUAAGGAGGGGUGAAGAGACGAAUAUGACACACACAGUAAGUUGCAUUAAAAACAUGAGGAUUUUUGUUAUACAAGAAAAAAAAAACCAACAUUCGGGGAGAGUGGGGUAAGUUGAGCCAAAGGGUAAGUUGAGCCAUCCCCUGUUGCUUGGAAAUGGUAAAAGAAAUUGAUCAUGUGACCAAAUAUUUAGAAGAUGGGCAUCAAUUCAUGGAGUCUGUGAAGGUUAGAAACACAUGGGUGAAGGGGUUAGACAUUUAUUUACAAACAUUUUUCACUCUUGAGAGAGAAUUAAGUCUGUCGUAAAUUUUAUUAGAAUUGUGUUCAGACCAAAAUGGAUCAUUUUAAAUUUGUUUUAUACAUCAAUUGUGGUAUCUAUGGGCUACAACAUGAGGUCAAAAACCUAGAAUAAAAGUCCACCAUUUUAGCUUAGAGGACUGAUAAAGUCAUCAUAGUAGUUCUGGGGUAAGUUGAGCCAGUGGUUCAACUGAGAAAGUAAAGAAGUCUGAUGAGAGGAUCAGAGUUUCAGUUCAGAUUGUUGAAAUGUGUUACUUUUUCUUUUCAGAAAUACAGCUGUGAAUGUUCUGAAUCACUUAAAGUCAUUCUCAUGUUAAAAUGACUUUUUACAAAACAGCUUUUUAGCAGUUAUAUGCAAUAAUAAUAAAAAGAAUUAUCGUACCAGUUGAAUAUCGUAUAAUUGAUAAAAAUACACAUGAAUGUGAAGAAGUGACUGUUAUUUAGGAAGAGAGAAGGUGAGGGAGGGCUGGGGUGGAGAGUGGGGGGUAGUAGAGAUAUGGCUCAACUUACCCCAUUCCUAUGUUCAACUUACCCCAUACACAGGGUAAGUUGAUCAUAGGAGACCACUUUUUUUUUGCAUUAUAUAUUAUCAAGACAGUCAUGUUUACACUCAUUCUGUUGGUUUGCAGGGAUGCACAACAUCCUGAAAUAUAUGCAGAUACACAAGUUAGAGACAAAACUAUGAUCGUCUUGAUGUAGUGAUCCGAAAUAUGAAAAAUGGCUCAUCUUACCCCACUCUCCCCUAUUUAAGUGGAAAUGCUCAUUAAGCAUUUCCACUUAUUGUUAUGCCUGUCGGCCAUCUUGUUUUUGUAAAAUUCAAGUUUCUUUUAAAGUUUCUCAAAUGCUUCAGCUCACCCAAAGGAUAUAACCAUAUUUAGCCAUGGCUCAAGGUUUUUAAAGAAGCUUUAGUGCAGAAAUAGGAUUUAUUUACGAUUUCAGAUACAUAAUAAAACAGAAGAAAAUAAAAAUAACUUCAGACGGAGAGAAAAGCUCCACAAAGCGCCUCCAGUUGCUAGCUUAUAUUAGCAGCCAGGCUAGCUCAGCUUUGCAGAACUCACCCAGACUCUUAACUUUUGCUGCUCAGGUCCAAUGGUUAUCUCUUCCUCCUCCUAGAUGUGUUAUAUGAUGGUAUGACUUGCGAUUUUUAUCAAAGUUAAAACUAAUUUGACAUCAGCUUUACCUCUCACAGGCGAAACAGUUUUCAACUUUUGGCACGAAGCAUUCGGUCUCCUUUAGGUACAGGGCGGGACUUCACCUUUUUACUUGAGUGACAGGUUACUAAGCCAAUAGGCACUAACAUUGAAACAAACCAAACGACUGAGGCGGUUUCAGGGGUAGGCCUAAAAGAAAAGUUUUAAACAUCUCUAAACUCAACUAAUGCGAACAUUUUCUGAGAAUACGGCACCAUUACCAGCCUCUUUCCAAUGACAUGAACCACUUGAGAAAACAGACAUCAGAAAAUAGUUACAGAAGUUCAAUCAGGUUUCAUUGUGCUGUUUGCAUGAUACUGGUGUUUGUCACCGAUUCUCAGAAACAGGUAGGACAGAACCUCUUCAAAUUGAAGUGAAACUAUUUCAUGUCUAAAUGUAGGAGGGAAAAUAUGGGGAUUUUUUUCUGUAAUUAAGGUGAAACAAAUACUAAGAUGGGUUGACUGUGUGAGUACAGAGUUUCCGAGUGGUAAAAGAAAGAAAACUCUGUCAAAAACAUUGUAUUUCAGGCCAACCGUAGAAAAAAAAAGAAAGAAAAAAGUCAGGGACAGAAAAUAAUUGAGUUCAUUUGACCACGCUUCCCAUAAAACCUAAUGGAAACUAUUAGUUCUUUCUGUGUUUACACUCAAUCUGACCUGAGUUCCUCCCAGCAUGCACCACAUGUCCAUGAGCCUCUUUGAAGUCUUCCGUUACAGGAGGUGCUUCAGAUGCUGUAGGUAGAUAAUUCUUUUUUUUUUCUACAGGUUUGCACGAGUUCCUGCCUACAGUUUCCUCCUACCAGGCACACAAAUUGCUGCUUCAGUAGAAACACCAAACCAGAGGAAUAACUACGCAGAGACACCUCAUAGAAUCAGACUCGAGGGCUAUCUCUUAUGGCCUGCAGUCGACAUAAUCCUUCUACUAUGGUUGACAACAUCAUUAAAAAGUCUCUUGGAGUACUUUUGAUCAUCGUAGCUCACAUGGUCUUCAUCGGUAAGCCAUCUUCUUGUGAUGAUUCACUCUUCACAUGCUCACAUCUAAGGCUUUUUAGGUGUUUUCAUCUGUUAGAGGUUGAUAACACUAUUACUUACCCACAUUGAACAAUGGUGCCGUGCUUCUUUUUCUAUCAUGAACUGAGUGCUUGAGGUAAUGUGCUGUCAAUCUGGCUUUGUUGGUGUUUGUUUUGCCACCUCAGAUGCAAAAUGUGAUCACUAUUCACCUAGAAAUUACGCAGUAGCCUCAUAUUUUGGUUUCAGUUUACUUUUGAACAGUAUUUGGUGCUCAUUUUUGGGUCAACAGGAGCAGAGACUUUGGAUAAGGCAUUAAAUUUCAUCAAAAUUUUCUCAACUUGGUUUAGAAGUUUUAAAUACAGUGCGACAAAAACACCACGAGUUGAAAUGUUGACUGUAUCAGGCUGUGCUUUCUGAGAUAUAAAAAACAAUACAUCCAGUGAACUAAUACACAGUGUAUUAGAAGAGUUUUAACAAACAGCUUAAGCUAAACUUACAGAAAAGAAUCCUGAGCUACUUUUAGCCUGAUUAAAAAUAUAACAGCCUAAUAACAUUCAUGCUACAUCCCCAUGUAGUGGAAAAAACUUUCUCCUGUAUUUGAAGAUGUUUGCUUCAGAAAAUAAAUUCUGCUUUUUUACAAUCGCCUCCUCUAAUUCAUCUCUUUUUUGGUCUCACUUAGUUUGCAGCACAGUGCAGGUCACUGGGAUCCUGGGAGCCAACAUCAUGCUUCAGUUCACUUUUAAAGUCAGCGUCACAAAUGACAGUCAUUUUGCAGUCUAUGUUGGUGAAGGCCCAAAAAACGAGGAAAAGAUUGCUGAGUACUUUAAGGGACGUCCUAAUGGAAUAACUUGCUUUCCUUUCCCUAAAAGUUACUCUGCAUUUUGCCAUUUUACAAAUCUGACACUAAAUCACAGUGGAUAUUAUUGGGCCAGUUUGUUCUCCCCUUCAGAGGGAGUCCCCACAGAAAGUGAGAAGGUGCACCUAAAAGUACGAGAGGAGAACAAAAGCAUCACAGGUAGGUGAAAUGUAAACAAUGAGCAAAAAGAUAAUUGACUAAGAGACUAUUUUUAAUUUAUUGUUAACAGAAAUUUGUGUGAAUUUCCAGGUCGGAUUUUGAACAUGUAAAGCAUGGCAUGAGUACUGGAACAGCCCAUUGUUUGGAUUUUUAUUUACUUUAAUUUCUAGCCACCUGAUAGGAUCAGCAAAGAAGUGGAAAUAAAAGUUGCUCACUGUUACUUUGUAAAGUCUCAACAAAAGGCUCUGCAGCAUUUUCAAAAGAAAAAAAGAGUCUGCAGGGAUGCUAUUCAUGCUCAACAAGCUUAAUUGUCAACAUUAACAGGGCUGUGCUCAAAAUUACAAUUUUAACAUUCAGAUAUUAUGCAGGUGUUCUGUUUGCCAUUUUCACACGUCCAGUUUUUGUGUUUUAGCAUUCUGCCAUUUGCUGUUUGUCACUUAUAGCCCAAUAUUACAACUAAAGCUUAUGUCAAUAUUUACAAAUUUGUGAUUGUUCACCUACAUUUAAGACAUGUAAUACUUGGACUGGAUAUUGGCUGUAGAUUAAAGUCAAGAGGUCAACAGAGUUUAAAACUUUACCAGACAAAGACAUUAUAUUUGAACCAACUUCUACACUGUUGAAUUUAAUCACAGGAGAGAAAUGUCAGUUUUAAAACUUUAGUUUUAUUGGUUUGUUCUAGAUCAGAAAAUUAGAGAAUGACCACAAUUGACAGAUGUUAUCCUAUGGGCAUGAUGAAAAUUUUUGCCCAAUUUUGUGAAAACAUAUCUUACGUUGUGAGAAUAGAUUUUUUACUCUACAUUCUUGUCACUAUUUAAAAAGAUUUAUAUCAUAGAAACACAUUUUAAUAAUUAUUAUAAUAUUUUUUACAAACAUUUUGAAGAGAUGACCAUGCCACUGUGACUGAGAUGAAAGACGUUUGCAUCCAACAGUUUUCAUUUGUUUGAGGUCAAGUGUCAAGCUGAAGUGGUCAGUAAAAGAGUAAGGUGUCUGGAUUUGAUCCUUUAUUGUGUAUCCAAUCAAUGAUUAAACUACUUCGGUACAAGUGCAGAGGAGGAAGAUAAGUAUCUAAAAUGCAUUCUCCUUUUUUUUUAGGUGCUCUUUAUUUGAUCUUUGUUUUUACAUUUAUCACCAUGACAACGUCUGUGGGAUUUUUUUUAAUUUUUGUAGUUUUGUAAGGAAAAAAAACGGCAGAAACAUGAGUUAUAAUUUCCUGUUGAACUCCCACAGUCACUACAGAACAGCCAGACAUCCCGGUGCAAGACAGUGGAAGUUACUCUCAGAUCAUCUCGGCUGUCUUACUGGUUUCACCAGGACUGAUAGUGGCUGCAGCACUUAUCUGGCUGAUCUGGUGUCUUGUGAAAAACAAAGGUAGGGGAUCUUAUGAUUUGUUCAUAUUUUCCUCAGUCUUCACAGAGGUGUCAGUUCAAUUUUUAAGGUCAAUGCUGUCAUGAUAUGUUCUGUUUGAGUUAGUCUUUCCCUGGAGUGUAUUUUCUUUGUAUUUCCCCUACUGUUCCCAUUCCCCUGUAGUCCUGUCCUGUGAGUUUUCAGUUUGUGUCUGACCCCGGUUCCCUCAUGUUCUCAGUGUUUUAUUGCUUAUAUCAGUUUUCAGUGUUUCCUGUUUUAUUUUGAAGUAGUUUAUUCCCUGUGUUUCUAGUCUUGUUUUACUUCCUCAAGGAAACAGGGGAAGACAGGGGCUGUGUCCGAAAUGGAUCCCUAACCUCUACAUGGGCGACUAUAUGGGGGUCAGCGCCAUUUUGAGGGGUGUCCAAAACCUGAGUGAUCAAUUCCAAUGCCCCAUAUAGGCGACUUAAAAUUUCCCAUAGAGCAUUGCUCACCGGUGUUGGGCAUCCUGUCUUGCAUUUUUUAUCUUCACUUCACUCGUAAGUGAUCUGUACAGUUUUCCAAAAACAGUUGUUUGCUGCGUCACAUAGUCUCGUGCACAAUAUGACGCAGCAAACAAUAUUCGGCAUGAAAUUAUAAGGCCUUUUAAAUUUACUACUUUAUUGCUUUUUUUAAUUAUUAUUUUUAAUUUCACGGGCAUCCUGGAAAAACAAAUAUAUCUAUACAACAUAAUAAAAUUCAAGAGAUGUUAAAAAAACAACAGCCGCAACUUCAGACGCAGCAGUCUGAACAGUGACGUCACAAUGAUGCGCCAUGUAGUGUCCGAAACCUCAGGUGAUUGAGUUUAAUACAUAGUCAGCUACAUAGUGAAACCCCAUAUAAGGGUUAGAGGUUAAGGACUGAGUGAUUCAUUUCAGACACAGCCAGGGACUAUAUAUACACAGGGAAACGAGCAACGAGAGGCAGGUGAGACACUGAGGCCACUUUUAGACGGAAACAGUCUCCAUAGAAAACGGAAAAAAUUAGUUUUGUUUAGGGGGGUCCGUUUAGACGGCAACUGCGUUUUCAGGAGAUGAAAAUGUAUCAAAGUGAAAACCCCCUCCAGAGUGGAAAUGUUGUAAAUGCUCUGCUAGUCCUGCUUUCGUCUAAAGUACAAAAACGCUGAAAACGGUCAAACCUGUGACGCCAUGGCUAACGUCCGCUCACGUUUAUGACAUCAUAGCCAUGUGCAGUUUCCUUGAAAAUAACAACAACCAUGCUAGACAUUCGAGUCACACUGUCGUUAUUAUUGAACGGGCAGGAGCUCAAUUUUGACCUGUACAGAAUUCUCACGGAUCAUACUGCUCAGCAGAGGAGACGUCUGAAUUAUUUGCAUCAAAUAAUUGAUGUAGAACGGAAGUUGUUCUACGUAUGCGUUGUUGGUCUAUAAGGGAGCGUGGUCACACCGACACGUGCCACCUAGCGACCUGGCAUGCACAUUACAGCGUUUUGCGUUUUUGUGUAAACACAACAUAAAAACUGAAAACGAAACGGCACUUUUCCGUUUUCUAUGGAGACCGUUUCCGUCUAAAAGUGGCCUGAGACACAGGUGAGGACAAUUACUAAGGAGGGAAAACAUAGGAAGAAAAACAAGACUAGAAACACAGGGAAUAAACUACUUCAAAAUAAAACAGGAAACACUGAAAACUGGUAUAAAGAAUAAAACACUGAGAACAUGAGGGAACCGGGGUCAGACACAAACUAAAAACUCACAAGACAGGACUACAGGGGAACAGGAACAAUAGAGAAAAUAACAAGAAAAAUACACUCCAGGGAAAAAUUAACUCAAACAGAACAUAUCAUGACAAGCACUUGAUGUAUGUAUGUACCUGAAACUUCUGUCUAAUAUAGAGUGCAAGUUGUUGCAGGCCAAUGUGAAGAUGCGUGUUUCGAGCCAUAUUUAGUGACACCGUCAACAUGUUGACAAAAGUUGAAGGUGACAAAAGUUGCUAUUCUGCGGAAAAAAAACGGCAGUUGUGUGGUUAGAUGCUUAAAUUGCAAACCAGAUUGCACUUUCACAUCCUUUGGUACAUCAGAUGACUCACAGGUUUUCAAAAUAAGUCCUCCUUCACUGUAUGUAAAUAUGUCAAUUAUCAAAGUGGAAUGAGUGGAAAAUAACCACUUGCAUUAAUUGUUCUCGAUAAGCGGUGAGCCUCCACAUCAAACCCCUGUGGCCCACAUAGAGCAGAAAAAAUGUCUAAUUUGACACUGGAGAAUUCUGUCAGCCCCUGUGACCUCAGACACGACACAUGAGAUUUCCCCGUAGGUCUACACAAAUGUGGGGUUUGGCUGACAAUGCAGUCCUACGGUGUCAUACUAACCUGGUUUAGUUCUUCAAACAAAAACUCCCCUUCAGCAAAAAUAGUGUGAAAGAAACUACAUCAUAUAGCAGCAGUGGAUUGUACAUUAAUUUAACAAACAAAAAUCAUAAGGAUUUAAUGUAAAGUAUCUAAACUGAACUAGUCUUGUUUGUUUAAUACUGAAGUGGAAGCAGAAGAAAAUGAGUUCCCAGUGUCAGAGAAAUCAAGACAUUUGACCUUGACAUUGAGAAAUCUGCUCACCUGUACACUAAAGCGAUGAAGUAUAACUGCAGAAAAACAAAUCUGAUGACGUGAUCACAUAAAGAAACCUUUGCUAAAACAGAAAAACUAGUGAGCUAAAGCAGACCUGAGCACUGAACACUUUUCCCAACACUAGCCACAACUAAGUAGCGUCUCACUGAAGACAUGGCGCUAGUCGUUGUAGUAAUGCUGAAGUUUACGGCCCAACAGUGUCGUCAAGAGUGGUGACCUUUUUGUACAUUUUAGCCAAGUUACACAACAUCAACAACAUUUACCCCGGAGCAGACUAGAAAUAUCAGCUCAGAUACAAAGUCAAAGAAGAACCAACCAAUUCUGAAUCAUGUGCACGAGUUACACAGAGUGCUACUAUGGAGUGUUUUUUUUUUUUUUUUGUCUCUUUUUAUAUCUAACUGGCUUUAAUUUAUCUCUUGGGGGAAUUGAAUGUGAUAGAAUAUGUUUUAUGUUAACAUUUAUUAUAAUACUUCACCAAACCAACUGUUAAAGAGAGACAUCUGGAUGAAAAAAAAUGUUAGACAGUUCAUGGAGGUACCUUAGUCGGAAGGUUUAAACAUUAUUUAGAGUUAUAAUAAACAUCUGAUACAGUAUCAGCUAAAGUUCGUGCAGAGAAACAAAUUCAAGGAUUGAGUUGUAACAAAACUGUUUCCAUCAAUCAAGAAGAAGAUGGGAAUCCCAUGAUCAUUUCAGUGUUUACCCAUUUUUUCAACAAAUCUAUGUGGUGAUUAUUGAGGCUGUAGGCAGGAACAUCUUGUUUCUACGAAGAAAACAACUGAUUUUGAGUAUAUAAAUGUAUUUUUUUAAUCAAGACUAUAUAUUUUUGGGUUCUUAUUCUCUAGCCAAUAAAGUCACAUGACUUAAAUUGGAUUAAACUGUAAUUCCUCAGGUUCCUAACAUAGGGAAUUUUUUUUUUCUAUUUUAACACAACUACACUAAUACAGCUAGCUAAACACUGACUGACAUUACAUUUCAUUGAUUUAAACACUUUUCAGAAUGGUUGCAGAGUAAAAGAAAGGCUGACAGAAGCGUGCCUGCCAUUGUUUGAAAGAAUCACAUGUUAAAUUAGUCUUUAACACGUAACAUGCCAUUUAACAAUUUUACUAAUGUCACAUGACUUGAACCACAUUACUGGUUUAUAUCAUUAUCAAACAUUUGUUCUUUAUUCAGCUAUGUAUUUUUUUAUAUAUAUAGAAUGUCAAGAAAGUUUGUUCAUGCAGAUUAAUUUAUGACACAGAUUAACACACACUUCCAAGUCAAAGAGAGAGUAGACUUGGUUAAUAGUCACUCACAGAGAGAGCAGCCUCAGUCUGAAUUGUUCAUUUACUUUAAUUAAAACAAUGUGAUCUCUGUUAUCGCAUCUUUUGGCUUUAUUUGUUACCACUCGUUCUAGCAUGUGUUACAACCAGUGGCGGUUCUAGACCAAAUUACUCCCCGGGCGAGCACCUCUCCAAGUGCCCCCCCCCCCCCCCACACACACACACACACACACACACACACAAAAAGAGAUAGAAUUUUGAACAGAUAGUAUUGUAUUACUAUGUAUUAUUAUUAUUAUUAUAACAACAAAAAUAAUAUAUUUUUCAAUUGCAGAAAUCCUUCAAUAGAAAAAAACACAAUCCUGAGGGCCAUUUUCAGAAGGGCCCCCAGAUCCUGAGGUUUUCUGAAAUGUUAAGGUUUACAAAAAAGCUGCUAUCUCGGCCUCUGCAGUAGAUAGAAACAAAAUUCAAAAAGUAUUUGAGAGCUUAAACAUGUGGCUUUAAAGAAAGCUAUCUUUUAGUUUUGCGAACCUUCAUCACAUUUUGAAAACCUUGAACAAACAAACUCAAAUGAAAUAAAGCGGCUGUAUAAAUAAAAGUAAAGACUCUGCACUGGAGAAUGACAAAUAAUUUGCUUUCUGUAAAACAAGUGGCAGUCAUGAUAAAGUGUCCAUUCAAUACAAAUGUAAAUAUAGAAAAUAAGGUGUUGAAAGGGUAUACAGCUGUCCCAGUAUAGUGCCAGUACAAAAGCAGAACUAAAAACUAAAAAAUGAAUAAAUAAAUACGUGGCUGACAGUGUGUUCAUCUCUGUUCUCACCCAAAGUCAUGCAACACUCAGAGAAAACGCUGAUAGUGUGAGCCAAAGCGCUCCCUAUGAAGAAGUUGUUCACACUGCUGGAUGUUUCUCCUCUGAAGCUGCUCUCUGUCUCCGUCAUUGUUUACUUUACUCAUGAAGCUCAUCAAGCACGUAGCAAGAUCCGAGCAUGAACCCGAGCGCUUUAUUCGCCUAUCAAAGGCAGACGGGUACGGUGAUUUCAUUCACCGCGACUCCAGAAAUGAUUAAAAAACUACAAAAUGACGUAUCCGCGCUCCCGCUGAUAUGCUGACAUGCGUACACAGAGCAGAGCUGUCCCUCCGCGACUCUCUCCCCGCCUCGUCUCCUACAGUCUGUCAGCCUCUGUGCAGCACCUUCGGAGCAAGCAGGGGCGCCUACAGCAGUGGGGGGGGGCGCCAAUUUGACUACAAGAGUUAAUACAAAACCGCUUUGCGGUUAAGAUUUAUUAUUAUUAUCUUUUAUUUUAUUUUUUUUUGGAAGUGCUCGUGCCGCCCCCCAUGAGUCAUGACACAAAUGCCGCCCCGGGCGGCUGCCCUGUUCGCCCGUGCCUAGAACCGCUACUGGUUACAACCGACCCUGUUUUUGACAUCAGUUCACAAACCCUGUAAUAAUAAAGUAUUGAGCUGGUUUCUUCUAUAGUAAUCAAAUGUAGGAAUUAAUAAAUGAAAAAUUAUGAAAACGCUGGUUGAAAAGUUCAGUGAGUUACACCUGCUGAAGCAAAAAGUGUCACAACCAUCCCUGGUCUCCCCUACUUUGUAAUGCAUCAUUAUUCUUUAUAAUCAAUUAUCAACUGCAUUAAAUCGACACAGACAAGACUAGUUUUUUUUAAUUUAAAGUUUUGUAUAUAGUGCAAAGUUCACAAGUUUGUCACAGCUGACAGAGUAGCUAAUCUCUUUACAGGUUCAUCUUCAUGCCACCUGCAUAUUAACGUAGAAAGUACUGGUAGAGGCAGAAAAUUUGUUCACCUCUGAGGAUGACUUGUUGCAUCUUACUUAAAAAAAGAUAUGAAUGAGUGACAAACGCAUUACAACCCCUUAUUUCUCUUCCGAUACAGACAAACAAGAACAAUCACCUCAUCAAAACUCCAAUCCUACAAUACAAGUAAGAACGGGUUUAUCUUUUCCUCAUAAAACUUGAUGAUAAUAAGCUGAAAAUGUUCACCUUCACUGAAUUGUCUUUGCAGGAAACAGUUGAACCGCCCAGCCAAGUCCCUCCAUCCUCGCUGGUCUACAGUGUCCUGGACUUUCCUAAGAGAGCGUCCGCAGCUGUGGAGAUGAAUUCGAAUGAUACAGAAUACGCUGCUGUCAGUUAUUGUACAGAAAAGAGGGGGUUUUAAAAUACACCUGAUGUAAUCCAGCUGGUCUCACUUUGUUCGGCAGCUCUUUAAUAUAAAUUAGAUAUAAAACCAUUAACUAUUUUGUGGUGUAUGCUGGGAUGCAAGAGUGAUAGACACCUUAAAAACAGUGAUACUUCUUCUUCCCAUUUACAUUGCGUGACCCAGACGCACAAGAGUUUUAAGAAAGACUCACUGACCUACAUUGUACUGAUACUGUAAAUCACUUUUUUAUACGUAUGGUUUUGAGCUUGAUGUAGAGGGAGGUGUUGUAGCAUACACCAAACCAACAAACAUGAUGUUACAGGGGCAACUUUAGAUUUGUGAUCAUUUUAUUUUAUCUUUUUUUCUUUUUAAAGUCAAGUCCAGUUUGACCUGUGUUUGACACACAUCACACAAAGACAGAAGUGUACCUCCAUUAUCAGGGACGGCUCUUGGCAUAGGCGGUCUAAUACAGAUGGUCACCGAGAGUGCUACAUGCUGGAGGGGAACCUAGUCAGCUUGUCAUCUCAGGUCAGAAAGUGAUCAAGAUGGGAGAUAGAUGACGGGUAGCUACAUGAUUAUUUGUCAUGAUGAAAAGGUCGUCACAGCCCUCAUCAUUAUAAUGAUCCAUUAUGAUCAACAGUACUGUGGUUCUUAGUUUUUUCUUAUUAAUUCCUUAUUCUCAUUCUGUCUGCUGUAAAUACUUCUGCAUAACUACAAAAGUGUCAAAGUUUGCCUCUAAAAGUGCUCCCAAAGAAGUCCCUUUACCCCUGAGAUAUGAUUAUUGAAGACCUCAGUACCCAGUUUUGAAUUUUUGAGCUAAAGCCCCAAAUCGACACUUUUAUAAUUUGGGACUCUGCUUUUUAGAUGUUCAAAGUUCUGUUCAAGUUAGGGGGGUAUGCAAAUAUUCAGCCAUGGAAAAACACAUAUGUGGUACUGGUCUGGUCUUUUAAUGGGAUUAAAAUCUAAGACAUGGAAGAAGAUCUGCCUUUCUUUAGAGCGUAAAAUACCAAUUCAGCAGAUGUAUUUUCCUCCUUUAUCAUAAUAUAAUUCAAGCAACAGACACUGUUAGUUUUGAACAUUCUUAGAAAUGUCUACAGAGUUCAUUUGUUACUUUAACUUUUACCAAAAGAUGAAACUUUAAAUCCAUCUGGUUACAUUUGUGACUUGUGAUCACUAUUUUUAUAUUCAGUGAAGAGGCGUUGAUGUCGUUACAAGCUCUUAGUCAUUUCAUCCACACUGUCGGUGUUUUCAUCUUGAGGUUUUUGGCAGCACUUUGCCUUUUGAAACUUAGACGUCUUAAUGAAUUGAAACUAUCAAGAUAUGGCAACACUUUGUUUUUAGAGCAAACAAGAAAUGUAUGUGCACAAGUAAAAGUGUGAUUGUUCCAUCGACUGUAUGGCAACAGUUUGAUGCUGUCACAUCAGCUCCACAACAAUUAUCUCACACUAUCUGUCUGCCAUUUUCCGCUGCAUGGACUCAAAAGUUCUCUUUUUUUUGCAGGUGCUCCAUAAUGUUUAGAUUUUUAUAUUUUUCAGAAAAGUUUUGAAUUGUGUUCUCAGUUGAUUUGUUUCCCUCUUAAACAGAAUAAAAGUCAACCACAUCUGUUCACCUGUG